AUGUCUCCACUGAAAGCAUUGGAAACGCGCGAUCUGUAUACCGUCGGCUGGAUCGCUUCUCUUCCGCUAGAGCGUGCGGCGGCAACGGCAAUGCUGGAUGAGAAACACGAAAAGCCACUUGACUUCGUCCAGGCUUACAACGACACAAACUCAUACACCUGGGGCAAUAUUGGCGAGCAUAACGUAGUCGUCGCGUCGCUUGCGGCAGGGAGAUACGGCAUAACGUCGGCGACGGAAACAGCUUUACUUAUGCUGUCCUCGUUCCCCCAGAUCAGAGUCGGCCUCCUCGUCGGCAUCGGAGCCGGCAUUGCCAAGCCGGACGAGGGUCGCGACAUCAGGCUCGGAGAUAUUGCUGUCAGUCAGCCUGAUGGAAGCAACGGCGGCGUUGUCCAGUACGACCUGUUCAAAGCGACGCCCGGGAAGCAACGGAAAAAUAGAGCCUUUCUCAACAGCCCUCCACAGAUUCUUCUUCAUGCACUAGGGCACCUUCAGUCGCAGCAUAUACUUGAGCCACCCAGGUUCAUUGAAUACCUGGAAGAGAUGAUAGAGCGCUAUCCCAGAUUAGCCAAGCAGGGCUAUGUGCACCAGGGCUUUGAGAACGACCACUUAUUCAGGACGACAGACCCGAAAGAAGUAAUACAACGUGCGCAUCGUGAAUCAACCGAGCCUAUAGUCCACUACGGUACGAUAGUGUCUGGAAACACGUUUUUCAGAGACUCAGUUUACAGAGAUGAGAUCCUGGCGGAUCUCGGGGAGGAAUGUGUUUGCUUGGAGACGGAAGCUGCGGGUGUAAUGAAUGUUUUCCCCUGCAUUGUCAUUAGAGGGAUAUCGAACUACGCCGAUUCGCACAAGGAUGACCGUACACGACACUGGGUUGAUAUUCGGACUUGUCCUAACAACAAGUAG
Messenger RNA from Aspergillus terreus NIH2624, 906 nucleotides. RefSeq names its product 5'-methylthioadenosine/S-adenosylhomocysteine nucleosidase family protein. The transcript has 2 exons. Bases 1 to 906 code for a protein of 301 amino acids. Lineage: Eukaryota; Fungi; Ascomycota; Eurotiomycetes; Eurotiales; Aspergillaceae. Gene Ontology annotation, biological process: nucleoside metabolic process. Gene Ontology annotation, molecular function: catalytic activity. The record is from RefSeq and is a predicted model, not a curated record.